AUGACGAAAGCCAGUUUGCCGGUCGCGACACAAAAUCUUGAUGAAAGACAGCAGCCUCGAAAAUGCCCGAUAUGCCAGGGUCAGCAUAAGCCGUACGACUGCAAACGUCUUAUCGAAGCUUCAGUGGCCAAUAGAUGGACUGAAGUAAAAUCUCGACGUCUAUGUUUUGAGUGCUUGAAUGCUGGUCACACCACACGUGACUGCAGACAACGAAAGAUUUGUGGAACCGGUGGAUGCAAUCGAUUCCAUAACAAAUUGCUGCACGAAACCCCUCCCGUACAACCGCCAGUGCCAUCGUCUUCGUCGACGAAGAAUACCACUCAACCGACUUCAACUCAGCUAUCGUCGCCGCCCCCAGUAAACAGCCGACAGUCUACCGAUACAGGAGCUGCAGUGUUAAGCUGCGCCGCCAAUUCAAAAGUAAGUAAGCUACUAUUCCGUAUACUUCCAGUUACAGUAUAUGGAAGACAACGCCACAUAGACACGUAUGCUCUAUUGGACGAAGGCUCUUCCAUCACCAUGAUCGACAACACUCUCGCCGAAGAGCUUGACUUGCGCGGACAGCAACACAAUCUCAACGUUCAGUGGUUCGGUGGCCAUUCCGUACAGGAGCCAGCAACCUUGGUUGGCCUGUAUAUCAGCGGUGCAGGUAUGACAAAGAAGCACAAAAUGCAAAACGUGUACGCUGUGAAAAAUCUUCAAUUGCCAUCGCAAAGCCUUAGCCCCGUUGACCUACUUUGCGAUGACAAACGAGUCCGUCAAUUGCCCGUACAGCCACAAUCUGGUGCGGUACCGAGAGUACUUAUCGGUAUCGAUAACUGCCAUUUGGGUAUUGCAUCCUCAACUAUUUCGAUGAGGAAAAAUGGACCAUACGCUGCCAAUACAGAACUGGGGUGGGUAGUGUUCGGCCCGACUAGCAAAAAUAUGCCUACACCAUCAACGUGCCUUUUAGUUAAUAGAAGUCCGGACGAGACACUACACAAAAUGGUUGCCGACUUUUUUGAAAUUGAAAGUUUCGGCGUUAGAGCUGCAGCACGCGUUGAAAGUGAAGUUGACGUCCGUGCCAGGACUAUAUUAGAGUCGACAACCAGCCGCAUUGGUACAAGAUUCGAAACCGGACUUCUAUGGAAAGAAGAUAAUGUGCGUCUGCCAGACAGCUACAAUAUGGCGCUCAAGAGAUUGGUGAGUGUCGAAAAGCGAAUGAGUCGUGACGUGAGCUGCGCCGCCGCCUACAAGCUCAUGGUAGCCUCUUACGUCGAAAAGGGUUAUGCGCGUAAACUUGAACCGUCAGCUGUCGCCUCGAUAACGCCACGUACAUGGUACCUGCCGCACUUUGCCGUGUUGAACCCGAAUAAACCCAAUAAGCUACGAAUAGUCUUUGAUGCUGCCGCCGAGGUUAAUGGAGUUUCGCAGAAUCGUCAUCUGCUUAAGGGUCCGCAGGAGUACAGACCGUUGCCAUCCAUCCUUUUCCACUUCCGUGAAGGGGCAGUGGGUGUUUGUGGUGACAUCAAAGAGAUGUUUCACCAAGUGCUGAUACGCCCAGAUGACAGACAGGCCCAGCGAUUCCUGUGGAGAGAUGGAGACUCUGAGAGACAACCAAGUGUAUACGAAAUGUCCGUGAUGACGUUCGGAGCUGCUUGCUCACCUUGUGCUGCACAUUACGUCAAAACGCGAAACGCUUUGGAACAUCGAGGUGACAAUCGUUACACAGCCCGGGCCAUAAAAGCCAUUUUAGAUUAUCACUAUGUCGAUGAUUUAGUGGAUAGCUUCGAUACGCCAAAGGAAGCUAUCGCUGUUGCAACCCAAGUAAGAGCGAUUCACAUGGAUGCUGGUUUCGAGCUCCGCAACUUCACAUCCAGUUCGUCAGAGGUGGUCGCCGCUCUGGGUGGCGUCGACGUCACCAAGACUCUUGUUAAUAAGGAAGGCCUAAUGUCGGAAAAGGUGCUCGGCUUACACUGGCAGCCAACCACAGACUGCUUCAGCUUUAACCUAAAAUUUCACAACGUCAGUGAAGCCGUGGUUGAAGGUAACAGACGCCCUACAAAGAGGGAGCUUCUUAGUGUGGUGAUGUCGGUAUUCGACCCACUAGGAUUCCUAGCACAUUUCAUCAUAAGCGCUAAACUACUUAUGCGUGAGGUUUGGCGACAUGAGGCGAGCUGGGAUGAACCGUUGCCUGACAAACUCGCAGAGCUGUGGGAAAGGUGGCAUAAGCAAUUGCCGGCAGUGACCGAAUACGCCAUUCCUCGAUUUUAUUUCCAUGGAGGUCAGCCAGAAGAACUGCAACUACACGUUUUCGCGGAUGCCAGCGAAAACGCAUUUGCCGCCGUCGCGUAUUGGAGAGCAACAAACUGCCGUGGUGAAGUUGAUGUUACCUUCGUCUGCGCUAAGUCUAAGUGCGCGCCACUAAAACCACUUACUGUACCGCGUUUAGAACUGCAAGCAGCCGUUUUGGGUACACGACUAAUGCAGACCGUGCGCUCGGAGCACGAUGUAGUUAUUGACAAGUCCUACCUCUGGAGUGACUUGAAGACAGUCGUGAAUUGGAUACGAAGUAAACAUCGCAGGUACAAGCCGUUCGUGCAACACAGGAUUGCAGAAAUUUUAGCCGCCACGAAAGUAUCCGAUGGGCAGUGGGUACCUACUGCAGAAAAUGUCGCCGACGAAGCAACACGUGUCAAUCACAAAGUGACGUUUGCCUCAACAAGCCGUUGGGUCCAUGGACCACUAUUUUUACGCCAACCAGAACACGCCUGGCCCUCUGAAGACGUCGCUGCCCCUAAGCUCAAUGAAUCCGACGAGGAGAUUCGACCUCAAUACGCUUUGAGCAUUAUAAGUUGUGACCUUAUCAAUUUUAAUCGUUUCUCAUCAUUUAACAGGUUGGUAAGAGCCACAGCCUGGGUAAUCUUGUUUACCAAAAUAAUACGCCGCCAAGUUCAAAUUUUAAAAAAUUGCUACGGAUUGACAGCCAGCGAUUUGGAAGCAGCAAAACGCCUACUGUGCCGUAUCGCCCAAGGUGAGGCCUUCGGUACGGAAAUUCAACGAAUCAGUAACGGGAAGGGUAUAUCUCGCCAAAGCUCUAUACUACAGCUAUCGCCGUAUCUCGACGACGAAGGUGUCUUACGCGUUCGCGGGCGCAUCGAUGCUGCCAGCUGGUUGCCAAUGGACGUGAGACACCCCAUUAUAUUGCCGCCGACACAUACGUUCACGAAACUAAUGACAUCGCAUCACAACAUGAUUAUGGGUCACCAAAACACGGAAGCAACGAUAUGCUCCAUACGGCGUAGUUACUGGGUACCACGCUUGAGAAGCCUUCUACGCAACGUCAUUGCCAGUUGUCCAGUGUGCCGCAUCCGCAAAGCAAUUCCGAUUCCCCCGCUGAUGGGACCGCUUCCCGUUGACCGUUCACAUACACGGGCCUGGACUACUUCGGACCUCUACAUGUGA
This is a messenger RNA of Rhagoletis pomonella (apple maggot), 3444 nucleotides long. RefSeq lists its product as uncharacterized. The transcript has a single exon. Bases 1 to 3444 code for a protein of 1147 amino acids. NCBI's taxonomy places the organism in Eukaryota, Metazoa, Arthropoda, Insecta, Diptera, Tephritidae. The record is from RefSeq and is a predicted model, not a curated record. Gene Ontology annotation, molecular function: zinc ion binding; nucleic acid binding.